This is a messenger RNA of Rattus norvegicus (Norway rat), 2257 nucleotides long. RefSeq names its product lipopolysaccharide-induced TNF factor (gene Litaf). Bases 65 to 550 code for a protein of 161 amino acids. NCBI's taxonomy places the organism in Eukaryota, Metazoa, Chordata, Mammalia, Rodentia, Muridae. The record is from RefSeq and is marked validated. The transcript is spliced from 4 exons. Gene Ontology annotation, cellular component: early endosome membrane; lysosomal membrane; nucleus.
CCCGGCCCGCGCGCGCGGCCAGCGCAGACCUCCCGGCUCCACUGGCGGCGCGGGCGGCGGUAAAAUGUCGGCUCCAGGACCUUACCAAGCAGCUGCAGGCCCUUCUGUAAUGCCUACUGCACCCCCAACCUAUGAAGAAACAGUGGGUGUCAACAGUUACUACCCAACGCCCCCAGCACCUCAGCCGGGACCAGCCACAGGGCUCAUUACGGGCCCGGAUGGGAAGGGCAUGAAUCCACCUUCGUACUACACCCAGCCCGUGCCUGUCCCCAACGCCAACGCAAUUGCAGUGCAGACGGUUUAUGUGCAGCAGCCCAUCUCCUUCUACGACCGCCCCAUCCAGAUGUGCUGUCCUUCCUGCAACAAGAUGAUCGUGACCCAGUUGUCCUACAAUGCAGGAGCCCUCACCUGGCUCUCCUGUGGCAGUCUGUGUCUGCUGGGAUGCGUCGCUGGCUGCUGCUUCAUUCCGUUUUGCGUGGACGCCCUGCAGGAUGUGGACCAUUACUGCCCCAACUGCAAAGCGCUCCUGGGCACCUACAAACGUUUGUAGGACUCGGCCAGCCACAGGGGAGGUAGACAAGUGCUCCCGGAAGUCACCCAACCCUUGCCCAGCGCAGCCAGAAGACGUCCCUUCCUUGAUCUCUUCAUGAGCUCGUCUUCGUGUCUUUUAGGGGGUGGGGAAAGUCGGAAAAGUAACAAACCCCCAAACCCAGAAACUGCUGCUGGAGUUGUGCCCUGCACAUGCAAAGACGUGGACCUUGGGUGUUGCUUUAAGGGUUUACCGCCUGAUCUCGUUACCCCACUAACUGUGAUUGUUACUCCAUUUGCAUCUCGUCUGCUGAUUUGCCACUGCCUGCCCCCUCUUCCUCAAGAAGAGGCCUUCCUGGUGCCAGGCUCAAAACCCGAAGCUACAGUUUGCCUUAUUUUUCACUGUUUGGCUUGAUCUGUACCAUCUCUCCCAGCCCUAAUGACAGAGACCUUGCCUUAAAGACUUUGCGGUUCUGUAAUUGCAGACUUCUCCAGCACUCAGAAUCACUUUAAUUCCAUAGAGUUGUUCCUCUCCACACACACCCCUCCCCCGGUGCACAGAAGGGCUGCCGACACCCACCAGACUCAUACAGAGAAGGUCACAAGUACUAAAUGAAAGGCUCCCAGCCCACCUUGUCUCAGCCCCUGUCCUGUGAAGGGACUCCUUCCUCACACAGUUUCUGUGACUUCCUUUUGUUCUUAAACACAUGGAAGUUACUUGGCAGGGAGACAUUUCUAGAAUAAUUUUUGUGAUCACGAUACACCCUUCAUUCUCCGUUUGCUGGUAUGUUUUUAGUUGGUUUGGUUUUAGUUUUCCACAUACAGUCUAGCUCGUGGCCAGCCUUGAGCUCCGAGGAGAUCCUCCAUCUUCUCCUCUCAAAUACCCAGGGCCCAGACAUUUGCCUCUGCACCUGCUGGGCUUUUUCUCUCAUUUUUCCUUAACAGAAAAACAAACGGGUAAUUUCAUCGACUGCCUAUGUAGGUUUGGUGUGGUUUUGAAAACCUUGUUUCCAUGGGGCCCCUUUGGGGGAGUCAGGGGGCCCCUGCACGAGCCCAUGCUUCAAUGCCGAGAGAUUGGCUGCUGGAACCCCCUGAAGCAUGAUUUCAUGUUUUAGAGAUGAGCUUCUGUGGUACGGUCAUCAUGGUCUCCAACAUCAACAGACAAGGUAGAAGGAUGUCAACGACAAAGAUAAGUUCAGGGCUCUUUCUAGGGUCACCACUCUGUCCUGUGUAACACUGACACAGUCUGGCCAGCCUUUCAGGAGGUCCUGGCUCCCUCCUAAACCCAUGUAGGAUCUGCUGCAAGUAACAGUGUAUGAAGUCAACCUGACCUGGAACAGAAGUCUGCAUAUUGGUUAAGAUACAGCCUAUGUAUCUUCAUACAACGAUCCAGAAGUACUAGACAUCAUUUUUGCAGUGAAUUAUGGGUACCAUACAUGACUUUGAUGAUAUCUGCUUUUAAACAAAUAAAAUCUUUGAUCACUCAGUGAACAAUUCAGUUCACCUGUUAGGAAGAAAGGCCUUGUGUUGUGUUUCCAGGAGUUGCCCAAAGAAUCUUGGGCUGCUCUGUUCCACUAGGAAGUCUUUCCUGACCCACCUCAGGCUUCAGCCACAGCAAGAUGACCGUUGCUAACGAGUUGCAUUCGAAGGUUUGGCAGUCGGAGCCCAUGGCUGUCACUGAUGGCAGCAAGCCACGGCUUUCAAGUUUUAAUAAAACGCCAAGAAGAAA